Molecule: messenger RNA, 796 nt
Organism: Drosophila sechellia
Lineage: Eukaryota; Metazoa; Arthropoda; Insecta; Diptera; Drosophilidae
Exons: 2
Coding region: 204-611 (135 amino acids)
Source: RefSeq, a predicted model, not a curated record
CGCUGGAUUUAUCAAUAAUACCGAUAAGCAAGCUUAUGUGGGCGCGAAAGUCUUGAACAUUUUUAACUAUUCAACGUCAAACAAAGAAGACUGUUCCAAAAACUUUAAGUAAAAUAAAAAUUUUUAAUGAAAAAGUGAUAUAUGAAGUACUGAAUAAAAAUUCAAAUUACAUAGUGUUAAUUGACAUAAAAUACAUCAAACACAUGAGCGAACAGGAGUUCUCAUAUAAGAGACUUUUGCCGACUUGCAGGGUGAUCGUCUCCAUUAUGGCCUGCGUAUCCUGUAUAUCGGGCGUGGCUGCCGGCUACCUUUUUAUGACCAGCUUGUCAGGUGUCUCUGAGGCGGUAAAGAUUGUGUGGACCACCGGAUCGGCUCUCUAUGCAUUAUCCUCGCUCCUGUUGAUUAUUGCAGUUUGGAAGUUCAUUAAAUGGCUGGCCUAUCCAUACAUGUGCAUGCUGCUCAUGGCCAUUGCCGUCUACACGAUGAUCUUGCAGUGGUUACUCAAGAACCUACCGGCUGCCGUUUUUUCAUCCGUGGCCAUCAGCUUUAUAUUCCUUGGAGUGGCGUUGAACAUGACCAAAAACCUGGAAGAACUACGCACAUCUUUAUAAAGCAAUGCAAAGUUUACUCGUUUGGCUUUCCAUUUAUAUUAAAAAUUUUCCAUGCCGUAAUCGCUUGACACAUAUGUAUAUACAAAAAAAUUAAAAAGCAACGAAUACCUACUUGGAUUAAUAUAGGAAAAUAAUAGGUAUAUGCAUGAAAAAAUGUAUAUAAAGACUUUGUUAAACUAAUAUUG